AUAUCAUUUUGACAUUUUUCACACGAAAAUAAUUGAAAUACAUUUACAUUUUAUUAAUUACAUAUGUUCAACUAAUAGUAUUUGAGAUAAAUGAAACUAUGCAUAAAAUCAAUAUAUUUGUAAUUAAUAUUAAGCUGAAAAUUGUAUUUAAAUUCUAAAAUGACAUUUUUUGUAACAAGAAAAAAAUGUUAAAUGACACUUAAUAUGAAACAAGUAGUAGUAUACAAAUUUAAAAUAUUUUAAAAAUUAUUAUACAUAAAUAAAAUUCUUAAUUAUUAGAAAGUCUUAUUAAAAUUCUUACCAAAUUAUUUAAAACUCCCAAAACUUUAGGACCAUUUAUAAACAAACAAUAAUUCAUUUCUACAUAACAUCUGCACCAUUUCUACAUGUUACUUAUAGAAUCCGUCAUAGACAUAUGCAAGUGAACCAUUAGCAGAAAACUAAAUACAUACUUUCAAAUUACUUGAAACAAAGUUUUAUUAAAAAAAAAAUCGUAAUUUUUUUACACUCAGAAGUCAGAAUCUCAAAACCGACUGCUUGUUCAUUUGUAAUCAACACAUGCAAAGAUGACACUAAUUAUGCAUACAAUUUGCUUUGAUGUUAUAAGAGUUUCUUUGUUACCUGGCUAGAGAUACACACCCACAUGGCUCAGAUCCACGUCCACAUAAACAAGGCCCAAAAGAGGAAACUAGAGUCUACAGCCCAUUAAGGUUAGAGAUUCUUAUCUUCACCGACUCCUCCGCUACGUGCCAAUGUUAUUUAAUUCCUCUUCCUAUUAAUUAUCCACGCGAUUUUAAACGGAAUAUCUAAAAACUAGAGAAAAUGGGAGUGGUAGUGAUCGAUGGAUCAACCGUACGAUCGUUCGUGGAGGACGAGGAGCAGUUCAAGAAGACCAUAGACGAGAGGUUCGCAGCUCUGGAUCUAAACAACGACGGCGUUUUAUCGCGAUCCGAGCUACGGAAGACGUUAGAAUCGAUGAGGCUUUUGGAAUCGCACUUCGGCGUCGAUGUGGUGACUCCUCAGGAGGAGCUGACGAGUCUGUACGACUCGAUCUUCGAGAAGUUCGAUACGGAUCAGAGCGGUUCCGUGGAUCGGGAGGAGUUCAGAUCGGAGAUGAAGAAGAUCGUGCUAGCGAUCGCCGAUGGGCUUGGAUCGUGUCCGAUUACGAUGGCGUUAGAUGACGAUGAUGAUAAUUUGCUGAAGAAAGCGGCGGAUCUGGAAGCUUCGAAGCUCGAGAAGAAGGCUUCGUGAUGAACGAUGAUUAAGUGGAUGAUCUUAGGGAUCUUUAAAGUGUUCGUCGUCUUCGUUGUUGCUUAUGUUGUUUUGUGAUGUAAGCCAAUAUGAAUUAAUAAAAGCCUUUUGUGAAAUUUGAAUUA
Molecule: messenger RNA, 1376 nt
Organism: Brassica napus (rape)
Lineage: Eukaryota; Viridiplantae; Streptophyta; Magnoliopsida; Brassicales; Brassicaceae
Exons: 1
Coding region: 823-1251 (142 amino acids)
Molecular function (GO): calcium ion binding
Source: RefSeq, a predicted model, not a curated record